Molecule: messenger RNA, 711 nt
Organism: Durusdinium trenchii
Lineage: Eukaryota; Dinophyceae; Suessiales; Symbiodiniaceae
Source: the annotation of a GenBank genome assembly
AUUCUUGUGUCUCCUUGACUUCACUCAACAGUUCACCUCUCAAGAAAGCCUUCAAAGGGCUUUUGGAGCCACAGCCCCACCUCCCGGGCGCUCCGUUUCAUCCGUCCCCGCCGCGCGGCCCGUUUGGCCGCCUCGGACCCCUGCCAUGAACGCCACACCUGGACCGCCGGUGGCGCCGGGCACGGUGGAGAUCGCCGGCGGGCCGAAGAUGAGUCGCAGCGAAGCGCGGCGCUUGAGGGAAGAGGAGGAAGCGGCCCGGGCGCGCUCCAACGCUGAAGCUUGGAGGCUCGGCGGCAAGGCCAAGGUCAACGAGGAAGGGCCUCAGGAGGAGGAUCCGAAGAAGGCGGCCGAGCGGGAGCGCUCACGUAGCCGGGAGAAGAAGGAGACCUUGGACCGCUUAGCCAAGAGCGCGGCUGAAAAGGCUGCCAAGGCGGCUGCUGCGGACGCGGAGUCCGCUGCGUCGCCCGAGGAGGCGGCUUCCGCGCCGCAGGCGCCGAAGCUAAGCAAGGCAGAAGAGGCCAAGUUGUUGAUGGCGAAGGAAAAGGAAAAGGCACGCCUCAAGAAGCAGGCAAUGCUGGAGGCCAAGAAAGAAGAGGAAAUGAAGAAGAAGAUGGCAAUCUUGGAGAAGGACCUCAACACGUCCGAGAAGCCGAAAUACAAGCGCUACUGACGCCGGUGCACAUUUUCGGGUAAAUCGAUGAUUUUUGGAUA